Messenger RNA from Halteromyces radiatus, 726 nucleotides. RefSeq lists its product as uncharacterized. Bases 97 to 669 code for a protein of 190 amino acids. The transcript is spliced from 3 exons. Gene Ontology annotation, biological process: positive regulation of translational fidelity; translation. The record is from RefSeq and is a predicted model, not a curated record. Lineage: Eukaryota; Fungi; Mucoromycota; Mucoromycetes; Mucorales; Cunninghamellaceae. Gene Ontology annotation, molecular function: structural constituent of ribosome; rRNA binding. Gene Ontology annotation, cellular component: cytosolic small ribosomal subunit.
UUUUUUUUUUUUUAGGUGGCUUAAAAGUUGAGAAUAAAUCUAAAAUUUUUUCUUGAACAUUAGAUAUUCUCCCUCUUUUCCCCUCAUAGUAGAAUCAUGACCGGUGCUUCCAGAACCUACUCCAAGACCUACAAGGUCCCUAAGCGUCCUUUCGAAUCCGCUCGUCUCGAUCAAGAAUUGAAGUUGGUCGGUGAAUACGGUCUCAAGAACAAGAAGGAAGUAUGGCGUGUUGGAUUGACUUUGUCCAAGAUCCGUCGUGCUGCUCGUGAAUUGUUGACUUUGGAUGAAAAGGAUCCUCGUCGUCUUUUCGAAGGUAAUGCCUUGAUUCGUCGUCUUGUUCGUAUUGGUGUAUUGACUGAAGACCGUAUGAAGCUCGAUUACGUUUUGGGUCUCAAGAUUGAAGAUUUCUUGGAACGUCGUCUCCAAACUCAAGUGUUCAAGUCUGGUCUUGCCAAGUCUAUCCAUCAUGCUCGUGUCUUGAUCCGUCAACGUCACAUCCGUGUUGGUAAGCAAAUCGUCAACGUACCUUCUUUCAUUGUCCGUUUGGAAUCCCAAAAGCAUAUUGACUUUGCUUUGACCUCUCCUUAUGGUGGUGGCCGUGCUGGUCGUGUCAAGAGAAAGCGUGCUGCUGCUGCUGCUGGUGGUGAUGCCGAAGAAGACGAAGAAUAAAUUCUAUAGUUCUUUUCUUUAUAAUAAAAAAAUAAAAUCACCUUUUUUUUUAUUGUU